Messenger RNA from Aspergillus alliaceus, 1755 nucleotides. RefSeq names its product MFS transporter. The coding region runs from base 1 to 1755 and encodes 584 amino acids. Gene Ontology annotation, molecular function: transmembrane transporter activity. Gene Ontology annotation, biological process: transmembrane transport. The transcript is spliced from 3 exons. The record is from RefSeq and is a predicted model, not a curated record. Lineage: Eukaryota; Fungi; Ascomycota; Eurotiomycetes; Eurotiales; Aspergillaceae.
AUGGGAGAGACUAAUAAAAAGAUCGAGCCCACCGAUUCGGACAUAUUAAGCGAUCCCUCCAAGACGUGUCAUGAUAACCCCAGGUUAUUUAGCAAAGAAGACCGACUGUCGUUGACUGGAAACGAUCUGGAGCUCGACACCUUCCAGUCCCGCUCCUUCGAAGUCGACCUUGAACAUCAAGCAGUAUUAGCUGUCGACAUUGAAAAUGGAGCCAACGGCAGUAAUACAGCACACCAGCAACACGCAUUCAAUGCCGAUGAGAAUGUCAAGCCUCUAUCACCAAAAACCUCUUUGCCCCCAUUCGGUAGGGGUAGGCCUUAUCCACCACAGAUAACUAACCCCGAUGAUUAUCUGGUCGAUUUCGAGGGCCCUGAUGAUCCCUGGUUUCCCCAGAACUGGUCUUCGUGGCAAAAGUUCUUCAUCGGCGCUAUUCUAGCUUUCACCUGCCUGAGCUCCACCUUUGACUCCGCUGUCUUUAGCGCCUCAGCGAGUAGCAUCGCAAAGCAUUUCAGAGUCAGUUUAGAGGUUGCUACACUUUCUAGUUCUCUUUACAUCGCCGGCUACGCACUCGGGCCCUUGAUUUGGGGCCCUCUUUCAGAACUCUAUGGUCGUCGUCUUCCGAUUAUUCUUGGCAUGUUUGGAUUCUCUAUCUUCAGUACAGCGGUGGCAGUAUCUAAGGAUCUUCAGACUCUAAUGAUCUGCCGUUUCUUUUCCGGAGUGUUCGGUAGUAGUCCGCUGAUUAUAGUCGCUGCGGCUUUCUCAGAUUUGUAUGACAAUCGAACCCGUGGUAUUGCUAUCGCUAUCUUCGCCCAAAUGGUCUUUCUUGGACCAUUGAUUGCACCAUUUAUUGGAGGAUUUAUUGUUCGAUCCUAUCUCGGCUGGCGCUGGACCGCGUAUAUCCCAGCAAUUAUGGGCUAUACAGCAACUCUCCUGACUAUUUUUUUCCUCAAUGAAUCCUACCCACCAGUUAUCUUAGCUACCAAAGCGAAAGAGCUGCGACAUGAGCUUAGCAACUGGGCAAUUCAUGCUAAGCUAGAAGAGGCCGAUGUUGGUAUUCGCGAGCUGAUAGUCAAUAACUUCUCACGGCCACUUCAAAUGUUGAUUAAAGAACCUCUUAUCCUGGCUGUGACUGUCUAUUUGAGUUUCAUAUACGGCCUGCUCUACUGCUUUCUAUCGGAAUAUUCAAGCAUUUUUCAGGGUGUUUACGGUAUGGCACCUGGCCUAGGAGGUCUUCCUUUGUUCGGAAUUGUGGUAGGACUUGUGAUAGCCGCCUCAUAUAUGGUGUACACCAACGGAGCUUACAACACUAGAUUGGACGCGAACAACGGCAUCCCUAUACCUGAGUGGCGUUUGCCACCAGUGGUCGUUGGAGGAGUUCUGUUUUCCGCAGGUUUAUUCUGGCUGGGAUGGACGGGUUUCACCAGCAGUAUCCACUGGAUUGUGCCCACGUUAAGUGGCUUGUUUACAGGCGCUGGUCUAUUGAUUAUCUUUAUCCAGCUGUUCAACUAUUUAAUUGACACUUAUCUGAUGUACGCUGCGUCCGCACUAGCAGCAAACACCAUUUGUCGCUCCCUUGUGGCGGCCAGCUUCCCCCUUUUCUCACGCCAGAUGUUCGCCAACAUGGGUAUCCAAUGGGCUAGCACGCUGCUAGGCUGCGUCUCUGCGGUUUUGGUUCCCAUUCCGGUGCUAUUCCUCAUGUACGGCAAACACUUACGAAAGAAAAGCCACUUUGCGCCAGUGCGCGAUGGGUCUUAG